GAUGCAGUCUAAGAUGGAAGCGAGCUAAAUUGGUAGGAGGAGGAUGAAAAUCCACACCCCUUUCGGUUUCUACACGGCAUCGUACCGGAACGCUUAAUCGCUUGGCGGUAAGUCUUUGUCGGUAGGGUGGUAACUAUCCACGGCCGAAGCCUCCCACCAGCCGAUUUCCGUCCUAUUGUCGGUUUGCCGUCCCAUCGGAUUUCAAGAGUGAGGGAAGAGAGAGAGAGUGCACUAAAGCUUGCGCAUACACUUGUGCACUAUCUCCUGCGUACAUGGUUAAUCUCACCAUGAGAUUACCCGCCGUGACCGAAAAGUUGGUUGAAGUCGGGAUAUUAUUAAUAGGAAAGACCAAUGUAUGCCAAAACAUGUAUUUUAACGCUACUGAAAAGUCUCCCAAAUUAAUUCCAUUGUUACUCUCUGGCCAGUCAUUUUCAGUCGUUCCGUCAGUCCUGCGUCGAGCGGCAGUUCAUGUCAUAAGCUCAGACGAGGCGGUCCUUUGUACAGCUUUCGCCUCAAAGUUUAGUACGCGUCGUGGUGUGAACCAAAUUGUUUAAUUGUUUCGUGUUUGUUGGUGUUGGUUUUAGUUUGUAUAACUUUGUUUGUGGAGUGUUUCAAUGUUUGGUGCAAAGGCUGAACAUUUGAAAAUACGAAAUUACCGUUUCUAAGAUUACAAGAACAUUAACAACUAACAUUUGUAAACAUUUUAUGUCAAAGUGAAGUUAUUUUAAAGAUAUUAAGUGUCGUGUAAACUUAAUCUUCUUAUUCGAAACGUUCUUGAUUUCUAAUAUAUUUCUCGAGUGUCAACUUAAUGAAAUGUUAUGAGAUUUUUGUGGAAUUUCUGUGAACUUGCCGGCGCGGUAUUAAAGUGGUUUCAAUAACAAUGGAGUGUAUAUGGACACAAUGGAUUCCAUGUCCAACAUAACUUUGCUGAGGAAAAAGUUUUACGCGUCCAAUAGCUUCAAGAACAUGACUAACAUGAGUGAUGUUGAGGUGAUAUACACUUGGGAGAUGGACUUCAACCGGAGCCUGCUGGCGGCGGCGACGGUGCUGGUGCCCAAGAAGCCCACGCCGUCGCCCACGACGCCCAUGAUGCCCGUGUGGGCGCACAACUCCUGGGUGUGUCUGUUCGCCGCCAUGCUGACCGUCGCUAUCGGGGGCAACGCUAUCGUUAUAUGGAUUGUCACAGCUCAUCGCCGAAUGCGGACGGUGACGAACUAUUUCCUGGUGAAUCUCUCCUUCGCUGAUCUCAUGAUGGCGUCCCUCAACUGCCUGUUCAACUUCAUCUAUAUGCUGCAUAGCGACUGGGUGUUUGGAGUGCGUUACUGUCAACUGAGCAACUUCAUAGCGAACGUCACUGUCGCGGCCAGCGUGUUCACUCUCACCGGGAUAUCAUUUGACAGGUACCAAGCGAUCGUCAGACCAAUGCGGCCGAGGAUGUCAAAGACAUGCUCCCUCAUCAUGAUAGCCGUCAUCUGGGCGAGCGGGAUGCUCCUAGCUGUGCCAUGUUUACUGUACUCCACUACUAAGGAAUAUCGAUCGAAGGGAACCUUAAAAACUGCAUGCCUGCUGUCGUGGCCUGAUGGUUUACCUGACGUCUCAUACAUGGACUUUGUGUACCAAGUGUUGUUCUUCGUGGUCACGUACGCGGUGCCCAUGCUCGGGAUGACGUUCUUCUACUCGGCGAUGGGGCGAGUCCUGUGGGGGUCUAGAUCCAUCGGUGAACUGACGCAGAGGCAAGCUGACUCCAUACGAUCUAAAAGAAAGGUCGUGAAGAUGUUUAUCCUCGUGAUAGUGAUAUUCGGCCUCUGCUGGCUGCCCUACCACUCGUACUUCAUCUACACACACUUCAACCCGUCGAUCAUGUACAUGAAGUACAUCCAGCACAUCUACCUGGGCUUCUACUGGCUAGCCAUGGCCAACGCUAUGGUCAACCCUAUCAUUUAUUACUGGAUGAAUGCCAAGUUCAGGUCAUACUUCCGGGCGGCAAUCCUCUGCCGCUGGCGCGACACGUGUUUCCGCCGCAAGAGGCCGCUGCCGGAGUCGCCGCCUGAAUACGUCUCGCAGUCGGGCAGCAGAUCCCGUUCAGUGUUCGCCUCCACAGGUGUCGAGGAGCCCAGAAGCUUAAGAGGAAAUGCAGCAGUCGCAUGGCCGCGCUCGUCAUACCUGGCGCCCGGCCUGCGGUCGCAGAGACCGCCUUUGCUUGCUAGCUGUCCGCGGUCGCAGAGACCGCCUUCGAUUGCUAGCUGUCCGCGGUGCCCGCACGGGACCAACUACGAUGCAUUCAUCCACGGGCGUAAAGUGUAAAUAAAAUAGUUUUGUUUGUAAAAGAGACUAUUCGUAGUUAGGCUGUGUCAAAUUCAAUUUAUAAAGUCAAUAACUGAUUUUGUAAUUAUAAUUAUUAUAAAAUUUUACAAGUUUAUGAAUACUUGUAUGUAUAAUAAGUAAUUAUUAUAAGUAUCUUAAAACAUCUAAACUAUUGUUACUGAGUUCAUUUGGCUAUAUUUUUUUAAUGUCCAGUUGGGGGGGGGGGGGGGGACUUUGGACCUCCUUCUCCAGCUCAUGGCGACGCUCUUGAUUGUGAAUGCUGAUAAUAAACGAUAACAGUAGCAACUAGUCAGCAAUGGUACUUAACCUUUUUCACCCGCCCGCGACACCGUGACUAACACGUGUUUGUGGUUUUCGCAAUAGGAAUGAUAAUAGUUUUUAAAUUGUUUAAAAAUUAAGAGUAUAAUAAUAUCGUCUCUGAAAUCAACUACGCGCAGGUAAUAAGUAGACUGCACAUUAAAAAAAAACGCGUGAAGCUUCAGGCAAUUACCGGUGGGUGAAAGUUUUCAAAAUUAAGUAAUUAAUACCAGAUGUCCUAGAUGGGCCAACAACAAAAGCCCAAAGAGCCGCAGGUUGAGAAACUAGUGUAUACUUUUCGCCUGACUAGUUAUAACGUAUACCUAGUUGGACUUCACUGAUUAAAUACUUUCUAACAAAAUAUUUCAUACUUGUCGUUUUUGUAACUAACAUUUCUUUAAAAUAUUUCAUACUUGUCGUUUUUGUAACUAACAUUUCAACAAAAUAUUUCAUAUUGUCGUUUUUGUAACUAACAUUUCAACAAAAUAUUUCAUACUUGACGUUUUUGUAACUAACAUUUCAACAAAAUAUUUCAUACUUGACGUUUUUGUUACUAACAUUUCAACAAAAUAUUUCAUACUUGACGUUUUUGUAACUAACAUUUCAACAAAAUAUUUCAUACUUGACGUUUUUGUAACUAACAUUUCAACAAAAUAUUUCAUACUUGACGUUUUUGUAACUAACAUUUCAACAAAAUAUUUCAUACUUGUCGUUUUUAACCGACUUCCAAAAAGGAGGAGGUUCUACGUUCGGCUGUAUGUAUGUUUUUUUUUGUAAUUAACAUUUCAAUAAAAUAUUUCAUACUUGUCGUUUUUGUAACUAACAUUUCAACAAAAUAUUUCAUAAAUGUCAUGAAAGACAUUUAAAUUUUAACCGACUCCAAACUGUUUUUUAUACUGAUAACUGUAAAUUAAAGGUUUGCUCCUACCGAGAUUAAGCCACGAAGCGAACUACGCGACCACGACCACGUGGCCACAACCAUCACUGACCUAUUCGCUAACUUUGUGACUAAAUUUAGUGGAUAUACACGAAAGGGGAAUGCCCACUGGCCCAUACAACGUCUUUUGUAGCUAACUUUUUUUGAUAAAGUAAUGAUUUCAAAGUCAAAUUAUCAAGUUUUUUUUUACAUAUAAGUAAAUUGCCGGGUGGUUAAGAGCGCGCAGCGCGUCGGUACGAUAUGGAUAAAAUUCGAAGCGCAAACGAGACGCCGAAUUAUGACUUUCACGUGAGUGAAAAGCACGGAGCGAUUGACGCGCGACGCAAAUUUUAUGACGUGAGCGAAAACCAUUUUUACCUAAUUGCAAGUAAAUUAAACAACAUAACGAAAAACAAAAUGGCCUUGUUCAAGAUAUAUACCUAAUUUUAUUAGAUAUAUACCUUAUUCCUGAGAUUGAAAGCAAAAUGUGAGCAAAACAUGUAUUUUUCAAAAAAAAUAAACUAUCGAGAAAAGUUUUACAAAUUGUGUAUUUUGUAUAGUCAUAACGAAGCUAACAAUUUGAAAUAUCAUUUACUAUAUAGAUAUAAAUAUCAGGCUCCUAACUUUUCCAGAAUCUGAGAAUCCAGAACCAUUUAUAACCACCAAAUUACAUAUUGCACACUCUUAAGUUAGGCCAGUGCCGGGCGGAUUCCCUUUAACCAUCUAUGGUAUGUUAGGCUAUGUUAGUAAUUCUCAAGUCACGUGAUUUCGUAUUCAAUAAUAAUUUAUUGUUGCUAACUGUUAAAAAUUACUAACCAGUGUAUUUGUCAUUGUGAUCUCCGUGAAUAAUUUGGGAUUUACGGAAUAAGAAAAAUGCGUUUAUUAUUGUGUUACAGAAGGUGGGAGAAGUAAAAUAAUAUUUUCACUGUACACAAAUUUAUUCGAUAACAAUUUCAGCAUAGCUUCCGCUAUAAUGUUAAUAUUACACGCUGAUGGUAGUAUAUCAAUGAAUCUGCUAAACAACCCUCUAUUUUAUAAUAUUUGCAAAGUUAGUGUCUACUGUUGGUAGCACGAAUAUGUUAACAAUACAAGUACGUUUUAAUAAUAGUUCCGGAGUAUUAUUAUACAAACCAAACGUUAUAAUUCUAUCUAAAACACAUUAAUAAUUAAAAGAUAUUUAUAACGAUCGUAAAAUAAUAUUAAAAUAUCGAAACACAAAGUUGAGAAAUUAAAUACAAACUAAAUCAUAACGUGACGUCAUAGUUGUCAAGAGUAAAAAUAACCAAUGAUGAAUUUAUAUCAUGUAAAAUAAAUAAUUAUAUUUAUAUCAAUAAUUAAUAAUAACCUCUCCAGUGUUCGGAUUGAUAAUCAUUGUUACUUAAUUAAAUUUAACUAUAAUAACCGGAAGUCAUAAAAGUAUGAAAUGAAAUGACGCUACUAUACGCUAGGCGGCGACACUUAUCUAUACGAAAUAGGCGGGAAGCAGGUACUAUUUGUAACAUUCGGCCAUCCUGAAGAAGCCGUGUCCCACGGCGUUCUGGUAACACUCUGGUAGCUCCCACUGGACCAUCAGUUAUCUGGAAAGAACAGGAUCCAGCAGUAAUUUGAAACUGACAAGGUUUUGAUCAAUAUACAUAAUCGAAGUGCCAUCAUAAAGCCUAAUUCGUUUCUGGUAAUUAUGUUCAUGGGUCACUUAGACUUCAAACCCAAACAAUAAGUAUAUUGUGCUAUCUAUAUGAAAGAAAUUCAGAAAUUAUGAUAAAACAAAAACAUCGCUAUUAGUACUUCCAGACAGGUACCUAAUCUGGAAAUACUUAUUUUACUAUAAAAUCACAUAUUUGAAUUUUAUCUGCAUAUUAGUUACUAGGUCAUUCCGACUUCAAUAAAUAUGAAUCACUAAGAUAACUUGAACUUUAAUCAAAAUAACUCGGACCAAUUCAAAAUCAAAAUCAAAAUCUUAAAUCAUUUAUUUCAAGUAGGCUCAGUUUACAAGCACUUUUGACACGACAGUAGACUAUUUGUAAAGAUUCUACCACCGGUUCGGAAGGCAGGUUCUGCUGAGAAGAUACCGGUAAGAAACUCAACAGUUGCUCUUUUGAAAGAGUCAUAGAGUAUUAUAAUUUACAAUUGAUAACAAUUACAAUUUCUUAUAGUUUUAUUUCCUGUGUGAAGGUGGAAGCUGAUCCAAUGGCCUCCAAGCGCUUUUAUCUUUAUAGGAACUCAUCAAUGUUGUAGUAACCUCGACUAAGUAAAUGUUUUUUUUAACACAUUGCUUAAAGCUAUGCAUUGGCAGGUCCAUCACAGUUUUGGGGAUCUUGUUAUAGAAGAGUACACCCAAACCUACAAAAGAUUUUUUUUUUACUCUUUGGAGACGAUAUGCAGAAAUAACUAACUUAUGCCCGUGUCUAGUAAGACGUGGGCUUAAAUCUCCUUUUCGUUUGGAAUUCGUUCGUUCAAUUUAGGUAAGCACACAAAUACUUAGGUAUUUCACACAGACAAAAACGUGUGUCACACAGACGCAGGUCACACAGACGCCGGUCACACAGACGCAGGUCACACAGACGCAGGUCACACAGACGCAGGUCACACAGACGCAGGUCACACAGACGCAGGUCACACAGACGCAGGUCACACAGACGCAGGUCACACAGACUUAGGUCACAAAGUCAUAUAUCAUACAGACAUAUAGUAAAAGGUAAGCCAUAGUCGAAUAUAUAGAUAUAGACAGACGUGAGUCGCAUAGAAGUGAAUCACUGACGAGUGCCACAUAAGACAGAAGUCACGUAGAAGUAAACCAAGAGGAACUGAAUCACAUAUAUCGCCACUUAUGCAUAAGUCACAUAGAGAGAAUCUUACAAUAAUAUUGUUUCAAUUGUGCGUUUUUUUUUAUUUAGAACUGUGAAAAUCAAUGUUAAUUCUCGACUACCGUAUAUGAGGACAUCUGUAACUUCAUUUUCCUCCCUAUCUACCAGAUCAAUCUGCAAAUACGUAGAACUAUUAAUCUUGUUAAUAUUACAAGAAUAUUAACAAGAAUGAAUAUAAUUUAAUAUCUGUACUUAUUCACUACCACAUUCUAUCAAUAGACGAACUUUGAAUUAAAUUAAUUGAAUCUGUAAACUGCAUCCCAUAAGGUCUUAGCCCCCACACAUUAUAGUACAAAUUUUAUACGUACCGACCUCAUGUUACGCUUUAGAAAUCUCUUAUGAUUAGAUUUUAGUAUAUAAGUACAUUUAUAUUGUAGUUUUCCCAAAAAACAUAUGUUUCCAA
Molecule: messenger RNA, 6805 nt
Organism: Bicyclus anynana (squinting bush brown)
Lineage: Eukaryota; Metazoa; Arthropoda; Insecta; Lepidoptera; Nymphalidae
Gene: NGR-A32
Product: tachykinin-like peptides receptor 86C
Exons: 12
Coding region: 892-2304 (470 amino acids)
Biological process (GO): G protein-coupled receptor signaling pathway
Cellular component (GO): plasma membrane
Molecular function (GO): tachykinin receptor activity; neuropeptide Y receptor activity
Source: RefSeq, a predicted model, not a curated record